UUUCUUGGGUUGUCUUUAAUGUUGAAAAUGUUCUAAUUCUUGUCUGCUCUAGUAAUUAUUUCCUUAAAAGAGGUCUUCUCUGAUGUUUGAGGCCUCACCUUGGGCUUGAUAAAUAAGAAGAUAUCUUAAUCCAGAGAGAGAGAGAGAGAUAGAGAUGGAAAGCUCCACCAUUGCCGGAAUCAUGGCGGUUUUUGCAGUUUCAGCAGGCGUAGUAACGGUGGCUCAUCAAGUUCAUAAGCGUCUCCUCUCAGAAUUCAUGAAGAAGGUCGAACUUGAGUUGGGUGGUGGCAAGGUAAAAUGUCAAUCCAAUAAGAAGGUUCGGUUUGCUGAUGAUGUGGUUGAACCGUCAUUGAACAACAAAGAGUACCAAGAGCAACAUUCAAGAUUAAUGUUGAUAAAAGUCAACGGGAAACGGGUGACAACCAAUGAUAAUGCCUCAAAACAUAAGAACCCUAAUCAAGUGUCAAAGGAUAAUAUGCCACUUAAUAGGCAUAUUCUUUAUAAAGGGAUUAUAGAGUACAAAGCAUUCAAUGGCUACUAUGUUCGUGGAUUUAGAAAACGAAUUGGAAUCAACAAAAUUGGUUGACCACAAUUUCGAUUAAUACCAAUUCCCAAAAUCCAUUUUUGUAAUCGACCGUGAAUGCACUAUUGUCCUCUUUAUCUUAUCACUGUUCUUUAUUUAAGUCAGUAA
Molecule: messenger RNA, 691 nt
Organism: Macadamia integrifolia
Lineage: Eukaryota; Viridiplantae; Streptophyta; Magnoliopsida; Proteales; Proteaceae
Exons: 2
Coding region: 155-586 (143 amino acids)
Source: RefSeq, a predicted model, not a curated record